GUUCUUCCUUCAAGCUGUAGCUUACGCCGCCCAGACCCACCCUCAGCGGCAGCUAUUGAUUGGGCAGCUUGAAUGCCAGUCAAAUUUCUCAACUCUGUGGGUUGCUGGGUCUCCUCGUCCCUCCCUGAAGCGGUUGCUGCCCGCUACCUAGAAGGAUAUGCGCUUGCGCAUUAGAGAGAUCACUGUCCGCUCUUCCUAUUGGUUCGUUUUUGGAGCUCGGAGAAUACGAAAUAUCCAGCCAAUAGGGACAGAGAUUCCGGAGCUGGGUUUGUGUGCCUCCGCUGAGGUGAUCUGUCGCAGAGCGGAGGAGGUGCUUUGGCGCUUCUCAGGCUCCUCCUCUCCCCUUGCGGCCUUUCUAACGUUGGCCCUGGUCUUGUGGCCUCCCGCAGAAUGUGGAUGACGCCCAAAAGAAGCAAGAUGGAAGUCGAUGAGGCUCUAGUUUUCCGGCCCGAGUGGACCCAGCGUUAUUUGGUGGUGGAGCCUCCGGAGGGCGACGGGGCCCUGUGCCUGGUCUGUCGCCGCCUCAUCGUAGCUACCCGCGAACGCGACGUCAGGCGCCACUACGAGGCUGAGCACGAAUACUACGAGCGGUAUGUGGCAGACGGCGAGCGCGCGGCCCUGGUGGAGCGUCUGCGUCAGGGCGACUUGCCCGUGGCCUCGCUCACUCCUGAAGAGAGAGCUGCUCGUGCAGGCCUCGGGCUCUGCCGCCUCUUGGCCUUGAAGGGUCGCGGCUGGGGUGAGGGGGACUUUGUAUACCAGUGUAUGGAGGUAUUGCUGAGAGAGGUACUGCCCGAGCAUGUAAGCGUCUUGCAAGGCAUUGACUUAUCUCCAGAGAUCACAAGGCAGAGGAUCCUGAGCAUUGACGAGAAUCUACGCAGCCAGCUUUUUAACCGAGCCAGGGACUUUAAAGCCUAUUCUCUUGCCUUGGACGACCAGGCUUUUGUGGCCUAUGAGAACUACCUCCUGGUCUUUAUCCGCGGGGUAGGCCCUGAGCUGGAGGUGCAAGAAGAUCUUCUGACCAUAAUCAACCUGACUCAUCAUUUCAGUGUUGGUGCGCUCAUGUCGGCAAUCCUAGAGGCCCUGCAGACAGCAGGGCUUAGCUUGCAGAGAAUGGUUGGACUGACUACGACCCAUACUUUGAGGAUGAUUGGUGAGAACUCAGGACUCGUCUCAUACAUGAGAGAAAAGGCUGUAAGCCCCAACUGUUGGAAUGUGAUUCAUUAUUCAGGAUUUCUUCACUUGGAACUGUUGAGCUCCUAUGAUGUAGAUGUUAAUCAGAUCAUAAAUACCAUAUCCGAAUGGAUAGUUUUGAUUAAGACCAGAGGCGUUAGGCGACCUGAAUUUCAGACUUUACUAACUGAAUCUGAAUCAGAGCAUGGCGAAAGGGUUAAUGGACGAUGUCUGAACAAUUGGCUUAGGAGAGGGAAAACUUUAAAACUAAUAUUCUCUCUAAGAAAAGAACUGGAAGCUUUCUUGGUUUCAGUAGGGGCAACAACAGUCCACUUCUCAGACAAACAAUGGCUUUGUGACUUUGGCUUCUUGGUAGACAUUAUGGAACACCUUCGAGAACUCAGUGAAGAAUUAGGAGUUAGUAAAGUCUUUGCUGCUGCUGCCUUUGACCAUAUUUGUACUUUCGAAGUUAAGCUGAAUUUAUUUCAAAGACAUAUUGAGGAAAAAAAUCUAACAGACUUUCCUGCCCUCAGAGAAGUUGUUGAUGAGCUAAAACAGCAAAAUAAGGAAGAUCAAAAAAUAUUUGAUCCUGAUAGGUAUCAAAUGGUGAUCUGUCGUCUACAAAAAGAAUUUGAGAGGCAUUUUAAGGACCUCAGGUUCAUUAAAAAGGACUUAGAACUUUUUUCAAAUCCAUUUAACUUUAAACCUGAAUAUGCACCUAUUUCAGUGAGGGUGGAGCUGACAAAACUUCAGGCAAACACUAAUCUUUGGAAUGAAUACAGAAUCAAAGACUUGGGGCAGUUUUAUGCUGGAUUGUCUGCUGAAUCUUACCCAAUUAUCAAAGGGGUUGCCUGUAAGGUCGCAUCCUUGUUUGAUAGUAACCAAAUCUGCGAAAAGGCUUUUUCAUAUUUGACACGAAACCAACACACUUUGAGUCAGCCGUUGACAGAUGAGCAUCUCCAAGCCCUGUUUCGGGUUGCCACAACUGAAAUGGAGCCGGGUUGGGAUGAUCUUGUGAGAGAAAGAAAUGAAUCUAAUCCAUAAGACUUUAAUUCUACAAGAAUUUAAUUCUAAAAGCAAAAAUCGGUUUGCGUUUUCAAGUUUACUAAUUUGGAUUGUGAGAAAGUACCAAGUACCAGCCGUCCAAACUGAUCACAAUUAAAAUUCUGACAGUUGCCUUUUUUUUUCAUCUCAAAUGGCAGCAUGGGACUGAAACAUGAGAAUGCCACCUUUUUUAAAACUUAGUUUAAUGACAAAGUCGUUGUCUUUUAUGAUAUAGUUAAUUUUAAAGAGAUUUAGUAUUAAUGUGAGUUGAAUUUGCGGUCUGUUUUUUAGGUGUUCUGAAGAUAUAUGCCAAAAAUUUCAGCUCUUGUUUUAAUGGAGUGUUAAAAUUCUGAUUCAUAUAGUCUUAAAUUAUCAACUCUUUAAAUGUGCUUUUGAACCAAUUUGCAGAAACUCACAUAGCAAGUUCAUAAGUUUCCGAAAAGGAAGAUGAUACAUACAGUGGAGGUGUUUUGUAACUAUCAAAAUGUUUGAGACUCUUUUUUAAACAUUUCUGAGUCCGAAGGUAAUACUGACAAAUUUCUUCCCUCUUCCCUCCCCAUCACCCACCUCAGUGAUACUGACAUUACUGAUAGAGGAAGUCAUUAGAAUCAUUUUUAAGUUGCUGAUAUAGGAGAUUUCCUGCAAUUUGGAGAUAAGACUAAUUAUUGGGGGUUUUCCUUGGAUUUUUUUUUAUAACUAGGGGCUAUUUUAUCAGCUUGCCUAUUAAAGGACUAUGGUAAGUAUAGAAUCUUAAUGGUUGCCAGUUAGUAAUUAUUUUUUUUUUUUUACUGUAGACACAAGUUUGGCCCUAUCAAAAAGGAUGAGGAAAAAAGAUUUUUGCACUCCGGGAUUAGGAGGUGUGAGAUGUUUUAGCUUUUUUGUCUUAUCUGCGUGGAUGUUGCUGCUGUAUUUAAAAAAAUCCUGCUUAAAGUAAACACUUUGUUUUAAAAUGAUACAGUAUCAGAUUUUUUUAGAUGCUAGAAAUGGAUUCUAAAAUUUGGAACUGUGGAACACGUUCUAUAUUUAAGAUAGCACACAAGUAGAAAUAUUUAAAAGCAGUCUUAUUCACAGAUUUCAAUAAUUCUGUAUUUCCAUUAAGAUAAUCUGCUUUGUGCCAAAACGGUAGUUUCUAAACCUCUGUUAACCGUGAAAAGGCAAUCUUAAAGUUUGCUAUGUAAAACUAAUUAUAAACAGGACCCAACUUAUAUUCAUAGAUCCUCUCAAGUAUUAUACAGUUUAAAAAUUAUUGUUCCAAAGUCCUGUCUUAACUAUUGAAACACCUUCCAGCAAAUUCAAGGAACCAGGCUACAACUAAGAAUUUAGAUGGAAUUGAUGUCUGGGCAAUUAAAAUAAAUGCCAUAAGAGCCUGAAAACCAAAGUUGUGCCAGUGGCUUUCAAAUAGAGGCAGUAACCUGUCCUUCCAGAGGAUGCUGAGAAAUGUGUAGGGGCACUUUUUUGGUUGUCAUAUUUACUCGGGGCUUCUGUUGGCAUUUAAGGCUAAAGACACUCAUGCCCUUCAGUGCAUGGGACAGCCUGGCACAAUGAAGAAUUAUCCCUCCCAAAAUGUAGAUUAUUUCAAGGGAUAGGGCACUUUACCAUUAGAAGCAAAAUUAAAAGUGCAAGGUGGACAAACUGACAGAAUACUACAUAGGAGAGACUAAUUCCAACCUUCUAAAUUUGGCUGGUAAAGUACAAUAAAGGCAUUGAUAAGUUCUGUUAGCUCACAGUAGCACCUGUAAAUUGGGAAUUAAUAAUUGAAUCAGAUUUAAGGGCUCUGUCCUGUUAUACAUAUUUAAGGCAGAAAAAAAUUGUAUAUCGAUUAGGUACUUAUCAAGAAUGAUCAAGCUGAGAUUUUGGUUAAUGGAGUAAGCUUACAUAUCUAGAAAAAAAACAUAGUGGGAAAACGGAAAAAAAAAAAAAAAUUUGCAGGUAAUUUCCCACGGCAGAGCUUUAUUACUUGAGAGAAAGAUUGGAAGACCUGAAAGCCACUUCCGCUUUCUAACACCAGUUCCUUAAAUAUUGAAAUCUUGUACAUUUUGUGAAAUUCUACUAUGUUUUGCUUAAGGUGUUAAUAAAAUUAGUUUGUAUCGUAUAGUCAUUGAGUGAGGGGGAGAUAUAAGCCAAGGAUUUUAAAUUGACCCUUAGCUAUAGAGAAUUUGCUAUAAGCUAGUCUUGUUUGUAGAAAAAAAAAAGUGUAUUUUCGUGUUUUCUGUAUUAAGUAAUUCUGUAACUGCAUGGCAGUUUUGUUUUUGUUUUUGUUUUUAUAAAUACAGUUGUUACUGG
Messenger RNA from Mandrillus leucophaeus (drill), 4497 nucleotides. RefSeq names its product EPM2A (laforin) interacting protein 1 (gene EPM2AIP1). Lineage: Eukaryota; Metazoa; Chordata; Mammalia; Primates; Cercopithecidae. The coding region runs from base 391 to 2214 and encodes 607 amino acids. The record is from RefSeq and is a predicted model, not a curated record. Gene Ontology annotation, biological process: positive regulation of glycogen biosynthetic process; positive regulation of glycogen (starch) synthase activity; response to insulin. The transcript has a single exon.